AUGGCCACCCCGGCAACAGACCACGCCGAACAUGAACGAGCUGAAGCGUCCCUGCGGCCCGACCAGCUUAAGCUUCUCGAACAAAUUCGCAGCAAUGUCAUUGGUGACUGCAUGCCUCUCGACGGUCCCUUUGGCUCCAAGCCCCUGAUCUACGCCGACUACACCGCCUCGGGUCGCUCCCUGGGCAUGAUUGAAAACUUUAUUCAGCAACGCGUCCUCCCCAUGUACGCCAACACCCAUACGGAUGCCAGUGCCACCGGGCGCCAGACAUCACAUGCCCGUGAAGAAGCCCGCAACAUGGUUCUAUCCGCCUGCGGCGGCAACACCCAUGAACACGCCGUCAUCUUCACCGGCUCGGGCUCUACCUCAGCCAUCUACAAGUUUAUGGGUCUCCUCGACGUCAUGCCCCUGCCCACGGGCCAUGCCGGCGUUCGCGCCCCAAAGGCCCGAAACACGCUUGCCAAACUCGACAAAGCAGAGGUGGUCGAAACAGAUCUCGAACCCGAAGACAAACGCAAAUCUCGCCGCACGAAACCCGCGGCACCAAAGAACAAACACCCCAUGCCCCCUCGUCGCCGUCGCGCCGUCGUCUUCAUCUCAGAGUACGAACAUCACAGCAACGACCUGCCCUGGCGCGAAGCCCCCGUGGAUCUGGUCCGCGUACGCUGCGGCACGGACGAGCACGUCUGCCUCAAGCAUCUUGAGAAACUUCUCAAAAAGUAUCGCAAACGCCCAUUGCUGAUUGGCUCUUUCAGCGCUGGCUCCAACGUGACCGGCCUCCUCUCCCCGGUUCCGGAACUGGCCCGCCUCCUCCAUCGCUAUGGCGCACUUGCCUGCUUUGACUAUGCUGCUGCCGCCCCCUACGUUCCCAUCGCCCUCGGCUCCAAGGCCUAUGGCAACGAAGGCUAUCUUGAUGCCGUCUACAUCAGCCCGCACAAAUUCAUCGGCGGGCCGGGUACCCCGGGUCUUCUCCUUGUGCGCCGCGACGUGUGCCGCAACGCUGUGCCCGUCGUUCCCGGUGGUGGUACCGUCCGCUUUGUCAGUGCCGACGCCCACUUGUACACACGCGAGAUCGAACACCGCGAAGAAGGCGGCACCCCAGACAUUGUGGGGGCCGUUCGUUGUGGUCUCGUGUUUGAACUCAAGCACCGCGUGGGUGAAGAUUUUAUCGUUGCCCGCGAACAUGAACUCCUUGAGCGGGCCUGGAAGGUCUGGAGCACCCUUCCCGAACAGCUCGUGCUAUUGGGGCCACAAAAGCUGCCCAAGCUCACCAUCACCUCCUUCAUCAUCAAAUUUGGCAAACGCAUGCUGCAUUACAACUUUGUCGUGGCCUUACUCAACGACAUCUUUGGCAUCCAGUCCCGCGGUGGCUGCUCCUGUGCUGGCCCUUACGGUUUGAGUCUUCUCAAGCCCAGCCAAGAGGUCUUCGACUGGGUGCUAACUGAAAUGGGAGGCGGCCAUGACGGUGCCAAAAUGGGCUGGACCCGUGUCAACUUUCCCUACUUCUUCACAGAUGAGCAAGCUGAUUACGUUAUUCAAGCCGUGGCACUGGUGGCUCAACACGGCUGGCGCCUGCUUCCUCACUAUACCUUCGACUUGAAUAGCGGUAUCUGGACACACAAGUCUCAGAGUGAUCAACCGGUGUCAUCCCUUUUGGCCCUUUUCGACAGACCCAUCGCCGAGAGCAAGCCUUCAGCGCCUGCCUCCACGACCAUCCAACCAGACUAUAAUCAGCUGCUUGCCCAGGGUCGCGAGAUCCUGAUGGCCACUUCUGAACCAGUGGCUGCCUCCCUGCAAGAGGAGGGCCACGAUGCUGACUCGGGCGUCCAUGACACCGCCUCCACGCACAGCAACCGCAAGAAGAAAACGCCUGCUCUUGUUCGCUGGUACAUGCUACCAGAAGACUGCCAGGAUGCGUCUUUGAUGAAAGAGCUCGUGGCAAAGACAGAGGCGUGGUCCCUUCCUACGCAGCAGGUGGUAUCCUAAGCCAAGCUAGAUUGCAAUGAUUAUCCUACAUUCUUUUCUCGAGCACCAAGUGUCUGUGUGACUCGUCGAAAUCAUAUCGUCUUUAUCCUACAACCUGUGUUUUUGUUUGUUUUGGUUGGAGCAACCAGAGUUUUCCAUCAAUGUAUCGUUGUCUAUGCCCCCGCAUGUCCCCUGCUGGCUAGACGUAUUGCACCCAAAGCUGAGUCGUUUCAUCUCCACUUUAUUCCGUGCGAUGUUCCAUGUCAUCCGCCUUCCUGCUU
Monosiga brevicollis MX1 is the source of this 2246-nucleotide messenger RNA. RefSeq lists its product as uncharacterized. Bases 1 to 1986 code for a protein of 661 amino acids. The record is from RefSeq and is a predicted model, not a curated record. The transcript is spliced from 5 exons. NCBI's taxonomy places the organism in Eukaryota, Choanoflagellata, Craspedida, Salpingoecidae.